AUGGGUGAUACGAAUGGACAAGUAGUAGCUGGUGGCAAUAACUAUGGAAAUCGAUUGGAUCAAUUGUGGCUUCCAAGCGAUGUAUUGAUUGACAAAGAGACGGAUAGUCUCAUUAUUUGUGAUCUAGGGAAUGAACGAGUUGUACGAUGGUCUCGUCGUAGUGGCACAACUCAAGGAGAAAUCCUCAUCAACGACAUCCGUUGUUUUGGAUUGGCCAUGGAUGAUCAGAGAUAUCUCUAUAUCUCUGACACCGAAAAAGAUGAAGUAAGACGGUAUCAAAUAGGAGACAAGAAUGGAACUAUUGUGGCUGGUGGCAGUGGCGAAGGUGCUGGUCUCAAUCAAUUCAACUGGCCGACCUACAUCUUUGUCGAUCAACAACAGACUAUCUACGUGUCAGACUACAACAAUCAUCGUGUAAUGAAAUGGAAUAAAGGUGCAAACGAAGGAAUUGUCGUUGCUGGAGGUAAAGGUAAUGGGAAUGCUCUGACACAGUUGUAUAUUCCUCAAGGACUGUUCGUCGAUACAUUGGGUACCAUCUAUGUGGCAGAAUUUGGAAAUCAUAGAGUAAUGCGUUGGCCUAAAGGAGCGAAACAAGGCACUGUCAUUGUGGGUGGAAAUAGUUACGGACAAGGAGCAAAUCAGUUCAACUAUCUCCAGGGUUUGUCUUUCGAUCGACAUGGCAAUCUCUAUGUCGUCGAUCCUGGGAAUCAUCGUGUUCAACGCUUUUCAAUUGAAUAG
Rotaria sordida is the source of this 738-nucleotide messenger RNA. Lineage: Eukaryota; Metazoa; Rotifera; Eurotatoria; Philodinida; Philodinidae. The record is from the annotation of a GenBank genome assembly.